Molecule: messenger RNA, 3257 nt
Organism: Paramisgurnus dabryanus
Lineage: Eukaryota; Metazoa; Chordata; Actinopteri; Cypriniformes; Cobitidae
Product: cytosolic phospholipase A2 gamma-like
Biological process (GO): glycerophospholipid catabolic process
Cellular component (GO): nuclear envelope; nucleoplasm; cytosol
Molecular function (GO): calcium-dependent phospholipid binding; calcium ion binding
Source: RefSeq, a predicted model, not a curated record
AAGCGGCUUUCGUGGUCAACACGUAACUUCAGCUAUGGUUUGGCAACACUGGCUGAAAGUUCAAGAUGUUUGGUCAGACGUUGGAUAAGGCCAACACCACACCCAAUGAUGAUGCAGAAAUUCAUUUAGGUUUCAAAAGUCUAUAGGUUACUACAGAAGCAGCAAGUGUGAAAGACGAACAACGAUCAUCAUCGCCACUGCAUAAAGGAGCGAGGCGAAAGACGUUGUGCGUUGUGAAUUGCAGCAGUGUUAUAGAUAUUUGUGUUAUAGUGUGCGUCUUUGCAUGAAUAUGAGUGCCUCCAAAUCCCACAUGAGCGGUGAGGUGAGAAUUGGACAAACUCUGAAUAAACAUGAGGAAGAGUUUGUGACCAGAAGAUUAAAAACUGUUCAACAAAGUCUGAAAAAGCUCGGGAUAGACUGCACGCUGGAUAAUGUGCCAAAAAUUGCACUACUGGGUUCUGGAGGAGGAGAACGAGCCAUGCUGGGUUUACUGGGAUGUCUGGUUAAACUUGAAAAAAUAGAGCUACUGGAUUGCAUCCUUUAUCUGAGUGGAGUCUCUGGAUCAACCUGGUGCAUGACAUCUUUAUAUCAGGAGUCAAACUGGUCCACAAAGGUCAACUCAGUGAAGGAGAAGAUCAUUCAGACACACAAAGGUUCUGGUGUAGGCUGGGGUGAUGCAAAUUCCAAACUGAAGAAAUAUUACGAUGAGAAAGGCAUGCUCAGCUUAACUGAUGUUUGGGGAGUGAUAAUGGUCACUUCAUUUGUGAAAGAGAUAGACGAGCACAUAAUUUCAGAGCACCAGGUUGGACAUGAUAAAGACCCGUUUCCCAUCUAUAAUGUGAUUGACAAGGGAUGCAGACAGCAGAAUAAUGGAGAUCCCUGGUUUGAGAUCACCCCAUAUGAAGCAGGUUAUUCCAUCAUCGGAGCGUUUGUGGACGUCUCUAAAUUUGGCAGUGAGUUUCAAGGUGGCCGUGAGAUUAAACAUCUGCCUGAAAUGGACAUGCUUUACCUGCAAUCUCUGUGUGGCAGUUGUAUUGCUGAUGGAGAAAUCAACAUGCAAUACGUAUUGGAAAAGAUUAAAGGGUUCUUUAAUAAAAGUAAAGAAAAUAUUUUUCAGGUGGAUGGAAAGUUGGAAGAAGAUAGCACGUCUCCAACAAUAGAAGAAGUCCACCAACUGUUCUUGGAUCUGGUGGAAAUGAAUCUCUGUGCGUUGAGAGGUGAAGACACUUCUCCUUAUGAAGAAGCCAUCAGAGCAAAGCUAUCAGAACUUCAGCUGGACUUAGUUGAAAUAGAUGAAACAGACGGUGUAUUUGAUCCAGUUAAGAGGUUCACUGCGGCUGCAUCUGAGAGUUUGAAGUCCACAUUUCAGUCGGCGAAUGUUUAUGGGAACGUUAUUCAGUCUGUGUUUAAGUGGAACUGGGGCAGAAAGUACAAUUUUCUUUACAAAGUGAAAGAUGACGCAGUGCCCAUCAUUUUUUGGGACAGUAAACAGAGAGACUAUGAAGAUGCCGGUAUAUUGAACAACUCUCCUUACAUCUCAGUGCUGAGACAGGAGAGAGACGUUGACCUCAUCAUUUCCCUGGAUUUCAGUGAAGGAGAUCCUUUUGAGACAGUAACGAAAGCUGCUGCUAUGUGCAAGAAAGAAAACAUCCCUUUCCCUAAAGUUGAUAUACCACCUAAUGAGUUCGCAAAGGACUUUUAUGUGUUUGAAGGCCAUGGAGAAGCACCGACCGUGAUCCACAUCCCUCUCUUCAACACAGUCAACUGCGGAGUUAAUAUUGAGGAGUGGAGAAGAGAAUAUCGCAUAUUACAUCUUCCCUACGGUCCUGAUAGGAUUGAUUCUCUUCUGAAUAUUGCUGGCAAAAACAUCACAAACAACAAAGAGAAACUGCUGGAUGAGAUUAUAAAGUGCAUUGGGGUGAAAUCAGCUAAGCAUUAGCAUGAUUACAUUUAAUACUUUGAAUAUACCAAAUACUAUACAAAAACGUAAUAAUGAAAAGCGCAGAGUGAACAAACUGCAGUUCUGUUAUCAUUGUCUGAUGCAUUUUAUUGUCAUAAUAUAAUCUGGCAUUAUCAUCAGCUGUUUUUAAGCAAUCGUCUGAUGUUCGUUAGUGAGAAAAAAGCUUUUAUCUUCCAAUACCGAUUAUAGGCCGAUAGUCAUCCCUAAUUAAAAUGUUACACUUCAGGUCUGUUUGAUAUGUUAAAAAAUAUUUUGCUUCUUCUGAAAUUAAUUAAUAAAUUGUUUUAUAAAAAAGCAAACAAAAAAGUUAUUUUAUUAAAUUACUUUGAUAAGUUUAUGUGGACUGCAGGCUUAAACCAAAAACAAAUUAGGAAUAAAUGAAAAGUUUGGUUCCAAAAAGAGAAAACUCUAUUUUUUGUCAAAACAUGUUUAUUAUUAUGUUAUCAUGUUUUUAUUGUGUUUUAUUGUGCUGCUUAGCUGUGUUUGUUAUUUAUGAAAGCUUAAAUCAAAACAAACUAAAUAUAGUUUGAUGAUAUUAAUUGGAAUGCACAAAGAUGUUUGAAAACUUUAAAAAGCAAAGUUAUCUGGUUUUUUUUUAUUUGGCAUGAAUGCAUAAAACUUUGUGCUUUACUGAAGAAAGGAGGUCAUACAUCUGGGAUUACAUGAGAAUGAGAACCAGUGAGUUUUGAAGUUAUUGUAGUUUCGCUAAAUAAACUCUUGUAUUGUUUGACAAGAGUCAUUUGGAUUAGUUAGUGUGUGUGCUUUUGGGAGUUUCAACAUUUUGACAAACUAGCUAUAGGCUAUGUAUGUCAUUAUUAUAUCUUUUUGUCUAUAUAAAGCAUGACAAUUUAAGUUUCUGAUUGUGUUUUAACAAUUUACUAAAAUUAUGAUUUUAAUUCAAGUAAAAUAACAAAAUAAUGCUACUUUUUUUUGCAGGUAAAUAAGAUAAAAUUCCAAAGAAAAAUGCACGAGACUUGAGUGUUUUUAAAUAAAACAUUUUGGGGCGGUUUCCCAGACAGUGAUUACACUAAAAUUAAAGAGCUGCCCAAACUGCAAACAACUUGCAGUGACCACAUCAGUGCUCUUCGUUUUGCCUCAAAAUGCACAAAAGUAAUGUUUUGAUUUUAAGCAUGUUUCUUAAAACUAGUUAUAUUUCCUAACUAAACUAAGGCCUAGUCCUGGCUUAAGCUAAUCCCUGUCUGGGAAACCACCCCUUUAAAUUAAUGUUAUCUUAAGAUUGUGUUGAAAAUGUGUUGCUUUGCUUCUAUUGAAAUCAAAUAAAAUCUUUUUUUCAAAC